Aedes aegypti (yellow fever mosquito) is the source of this 2973-nucleotide messenger RNA. RefSeq names its product zinc transporter ZIP14 (gene Zip71B). Gene Ontology annotation, cellular component: membrane. The record is from RefSeq and is a predicted model, not a curated record. NCBI's taxonomy places the organism in Eukaryota, Metazoa, Arthropoda, Insecta, Diptera, Culicidae. The transcript has 6 exons. Gene Ontology annotation, molecular function: zinc ion transmembrane transporter activity. The coding region runs from base 915 to 2957 and encodes 680 amino acids. Gene Ontology annotation, biological process: zinc ion import across plasma membrane; intracellular zinc ion homeostasis.
CAUUAUCUCCCGCCUCUGGCUGUUUGUCGUCCACAAUGACCAGUGUCGCCUGCCUGGGCGUUCCAUUCCGGUAGGCAGAGGUACCAUAAGGCCCGGUCACAAACAGUAACAAUGGAAAUCUGGCUCAAUGUUUACUCAAUUCAACAACGGUGCUGGCUAGAUGACUGAUGCAAACCUUUGGAUAUCAACGCCACACUUGUCCACGGCUGCAGUCAGUCGCGAUCCGAUCGGUGAAGUGGUAGCAACUCUUUCGCACUUUCCAAGCAGUUUGACCAGUUGGGGAUAGCAUUUUUUUGCUUUUUGUGAAUCAGUGUUUGGACGAACACCUUCCCAUUCGGCAUCCAGAUCAGUGCGUACGCGAGCUUCUGUUUCAGUAGUGUCUCGUACGAAGUCGCGUGGAGUAGUUAUUUUUGGGUCAACGCUUAUUCGCAUAAACGUGGGACGCAUUGUCCGAAUGCGGCAUUCAGUGUUGGAAAAAUAGUUCUAUUUGUGUUUUUCUGCAACAUGCUUUGGUAACACGGAGUAUGUUUCAAUGAAUUGUUGGUGGAUUAAAAAGAUACAAGGUGAUUUAUGGAAGACGUAUUCAAACAGAGCAUAGAUAAGUGUCUGAAGUUGUAAUCUGAAAAGCGUAUCACCAGCCACACUUUACAACACUUGUUUAAUUAAAAGUCAGUGAAGUGUUAACAAAUAAUGCAAACAGAUAAACCUGACGUAGGUUUCUCUGAGUUUACGAGUAAGAGAUGUGACUGAGGAACAGAAAAGUAUCGUCAACGAUAUAGAUAGUGCGAUUUCGGAAACAAACCACUCCAACAGCUCAACGUGCAUUUCAAAACAUUUACCUUAGAGCAGUGGCAGUCGGCGCAACCGAAAACCACCUGAAUCGUCAUAAUCAACACAAUUAGCACCGUGCAAAAAUGAAACGAAGUGUUUUGGUGGUUUUGCUAGCGCUAGGGUUCCUAGAGGUUACAGUUACCGGAAACGACAACCAUCAGGCGACGUUCGGUGGCUCCGGUGGCGAGAACAAAUUCCUGAGAUACCUCUUCAACAAGUAUGGCAGCAAAGGAGUAAUAUCGUUCGAGGGUCUGGAACAUCUAAUGCACAGUCUCGGCUUGGGGGGACUGGAUUUCACGCCCUCGCACACAUUGGACGAACAUCGUCCAGAUGGAUUCAAAACAUCGGAUAUUGUGAAUUCCUUCACGGCAGACUACAGUGAAAAUGAUCUUCAGCAACAAGAGAAGGUCACCGUUUCAAUCAACAGCAUCAGCGAAGAUCACGCACGAUCUUCCCAUCAAGAUGAUGUAUUACCACCAAGUACGGAGUAUCCCGAGAGAAACAGACGCGCAGAAUCACAUCAUUACCACCAUCACCCUCGGGAGGCCGAACAGGACAUUAUUAGCAGUUCUGAUCAGAUAAAGCAUUUCAACGAACUAACGCCAGAAGUGAAUAAUACCAAAGAAAACAGCACCUCCUCCGCUACCGGCCAAGCAGACGUGAGCUCCUCGUCGAAUAGUGGCGAAGAUGAUAGCGGCAAUUGGCACAAUGAAAUAUGGCAGGAAAUUAUCUUUAAGGAGAUUCACGAUCCACUGCAUCGUCAUCCGCGCCGAGAUGAUCGUCGUAAAUCCUGCCUGUCGCCGAUGUCCAUGGUCCAUCUUAUUUUAGAAGAGCCACAGAACAGCGAUGAAGUUCUGCACCAGAACUUCAACUACGGACACCUCGGGCCCUUGGAUGCAAGGCAUCGUCGCUCGAUACCGCAUGCCCAUCCUCACGACGCAACUGACCACGAACUCGAGGUGGAAGAAAUUCUGGCUGCCCGGAUCAAAAUCACUCCGGCCACAUUCAAAGAUCUUUGCCCGGCUUUGCUGGCACAAAUCGAUCAAAGGGCUUGCAUGGAGAAGUAUCAAUCCAAAGAUCUACCGCACGUGGAAAAGAAACUUUUUAAUUAUGCGUGGCUGUAUGCAACCGUUUGCGUAUUUAUCAUCUCAAUCUGUGGAUUAGCUGGGGUGGCGAUUGUUCCAUUGGCUAAAUCGGUUGCAUAUGAUGAAAUUCUUCGGUUUUUGGUCGCUCUGGCCGUUGGAACGCUAUGCGGAGACGCGCUGAUGCAUCUGCUUCCACAUGCGCUUAUACCCCACGAAGAACGUUCAAUGGUAGAAGACGAUCACGGUCCUAGUGAUGAUCAUUCCCACGGCCAGGAACCCGUAUGGCUGUGCUGUUGUGCAUUUCUCAGUGCAUUGUUCAUGUACACUCUGGAAACCAUUCUUCCGAUGUUGCGAUCGGAUGAUGAUUCCGGUCAUCAUGGCCACUCACAUGCUCGAUCAAAAGUGGCUCCAGUCCCAGAACCGUCUCAAAUGCGGCGAAACACCAACUCAGUGGACGAUAUCGAACUAGACUUACAGGACCGGCAAAGGAAGGAGUUGAACAGCAUGCUCGAGAAGAAGCCAAAGCAGAACAAGCCACUUAGUCCGGUGGCGUUUAUGGUUAUCCUGGGCGAUGGCCUGCACAACAUAACCGAUGGACUGGCCAUCGGAGCAGCGUUUGCAGCCGAUCCGGUCACCGGGAUGGCCACAUCUUUUGCCAUCCUGUGCCACGAGCUGCCCCACGAGCUGGGAGAUUUCGCGUUGCUGUUGCAAACGGGAGUUAGUAUAAAACGUGCCAUGUUCCUCAACGUGGUAUCUUCGAUAUUAAGUUUUAUAGGUAUGUUAAUUGGAUUGCUGGUGACCGGUUUGCACGAAUCGGUUGUACGGUGGAUCUACGCGGGAACGGCCGGAACGUUUCUCUACAUUGCCUUGGCAGAUCUUGUUCCGGAAAUGAACCGGGACCUGAGCGAAACGGUUUCCAGCGAUCAACGGUGUAAAAAACUGAGAACCACGUGGACUCAGAUUUGUGGCAUAUUUUUGGGGGGAAUGAUCAUGCUGGUGAUAGCACUGAACGAAGAUCACUUGCGGGUGUUAUUUGAAUAAAAUAUUUUUAAACAAA